Penaeus vannamei (Pacific white shrimp) is the source of this 913-nucleotide messenger RNA. The record is from RefSeq and is a predicted model, not a curated record. NCBI's taxonomy places the organism in Eukaryota, Metazoa, Arthropoda, Malacostraca, Decapoda, Penaeidae.
AGAACACUUUUGGAUCGCAUGCAAUUAGCGCCAUGGCUCCUAUACCCAAAACUCCAAGAACUCCAGUAACUGCCAGAACUAAAUCUCUGAGAACUCCCAAGUCGACCUUGAAGACGCCGAGGUCUUUGAAGGCGCCGAGGACACUGAGGACGCCAAGGAGGUUGAGAGCGCCGGUGGGGAGGCCCUCAAGGACUCCUCGAGCCAACGCCAAGCCCUUGACGAUUGGUGACAUGGUCUUUGAGGCCGUGGAGACUCUGAGCGAUCGGAGAGGCGUCUCUUUGCACGCAAUUAAGAAAUAUCUCCGGGACGCCAAGAAAGUCGACACCGAAGCGAAGGCAGUUUUUAUCAAGAAGUAUCUCAAAGUCUUUGUGGAGGAAGGGAAACUUGUUCAGGUUGCAGGCACGGGCGCCAACGGAACUUUCAAACUACCUGGUAAGAAAACCAUUUCGGAAAAACUGUUUGGAGGCUCCAAGGCCGUCGUGAAAGUUGCGAGCAGACCGAAAAUCGGCUACAUUGCAGGGAAGACGUCUGGGAAACAUUUCCCGAAGGUAUACCAUAAAUCCUCGAAUGUACCAAAGAAGACCUUAAAAGGAAAGGUUAAUAUGACGCACUGAGUGUUUAUGAAAUAUGUAUAAGGCUAGUGAAUGACUAUAUUGUUAUGGAAGCGUUUUUUAAAUAUGUAUAUGGCUAAUGAAUGACUACAUUGUUAUGAAAGCGUUUAUGAAAUAUGUAUUAUAUAGCGACUGAAUAAAUGAGGUCGAGAAAUAUCACUUUAUCAUCCGGAAAUGAUGGGAUUAUGUGAAGGAGGAUUAUCAUAGACAAUAUACGCAUAUAAAUAAGUGUAGUUUCUAGUCCUCAGCGUUACUAAGAAGAACCAUAUUUUUUUCAUUCCAUCAUCAACCUCUUCUAUAAA